Messenger RNA from Cephus cinctus (wheat stem sawfly), 1202 nucleotides. Its product is annotated as c-Myc-binding protein. Gene Ontology annotation, biological process: regulation of DNA-templated transcription. Gene Ontology annotation, molecular function: transcription coactivator activity. Bases 573 to 854 code for a protein of 93 amino acids. The transcript has 3 exons. The record is from RefSeq and is a predicted model, not a curated record. NCBI's taxonomy places the organism in Eukaryota, Metazoa, Arthropoda, Insecta, Hymenoptera, Cephidae. Gene Ontology annotation, cellular component: nucleus.
GAUGCGAACAGAGAGCGAUCAUGCUCGUCACGAAUAUACAUAAAAUCGUUUCGCGUUUUGUAUAAAACAUCACAAGCGCGUAGCUUUUGCGAGAGUCCGAGUUCUCUUUUACACUGAAAAUCACUUAUUCGUUAUGAGAGACUCGUAGUCAUUUCUGUAUGCUGGCGAAUGAUUAAACGCGAGUAGCCACCAUAUUGUUUUUUCAAGCCUCUUUGUGCGCAUAUCACUGGAGCCUAGAGAAGUGUUUUUAUUUGCGUCACUGCACGGACCUUUGUUUUCAAUUGAAGCUCGAGCCUGAUGCAUUUUAUAUGAUAUAAGUGCGAUUUAAGUGUAUUUUCUGAGUCUUUGAUACUUCAAGUCCAUAAAAGGUAAAGCUUUGCUCGUGUCAUUGGAAUCUGACAAGAUUUUGGUUGAUCGGCGAUAAUCGGUGCCAAUCGGGAAUCAUCGGAGCACGUUCAACAGCGUGCGUUUAGUAUCGUUUACGUUAUUCUAAAAGGAGUACGUUGAAAUCGCUGUUAUUAAAAAAAAAAAGAAUAAAAUAUCUCAGCCUGAAUUUUCUUGUAAAAGGAAAAAUGUCUAACUAUAAGCCAAUUGAUUCUAAACGCGAGGAGUUCCGAAAGUAUUUGGAGCGCGCUGGUGUAAUGGAUGCACUUACAAAAGUACUUGUAUCGUUAUAUGAAGAGACGGAAAAGCCAGAUGAUGCUUUGGAAUAUGUACGAAGAAAUCUUGGAGGUAUCACUGAAGGAGCUUCGGAGGUGGAUACACUUAAGAAAGAACUAGACGAGGCUAAGGCAACGAUAAUAGAAUUGAAAGCAAAAUUGAUCAAACUGGAGCCAGAGGAUACAGCGGAAUAACAAAAAGAAUGGACCAUGUAAAACCAUUUGUUUCAAACUAGUCGCAGCUUGUCCUUUACUUUAAGUUUCUAGCAAAAUCUGCCGGACCAUGUGCCUUACAACAUACUUGAUGAGUAAUAUUAGGAUUUAUAAGAUAAGACAUGACAAACUAUUCCUUUAUGACAAAGUUCAAAAAAGCGAAAUGUUAAGACUAACUUUUCUGAUAUAAUAACUUGAGUAGGGAAAAUCGAAUUACAAGACUAGCGAUCAUUGAGCGUCGUAGACGUUAAGAUAAUGUAAGUAUGUAUCGUAUUAUGACACCUAGAUAAAGUCGAUAGAGUAUUACCCAUUAAAUAUUUUGUAUGAUAA